This is a messenger RNA of Nomascus leucogenys (northern white-cheeked gibbon), 2610 nucleotides long. RefSeq names its product zinc finger protein 180 (gene ZNF180). Gene Ontology annotation, cellular component: nucleus. Gene Ontology annotation, biological process: regulation of transcription by RNA polymerase II. The record is from RefSeq and is a predicted model, not a curated record. Lineage: Eukaryota; Metazoa; Chordata; Mammalia; Primates; Hylobatidae. Gene Ontology annotation, molecular function: RNA polymerase II cis-regulatory region sequence-specific DNA binding; DNA-binding transcription activator activity, RNA polymerase II-specific.
ACAAGCGCAGCCAUUGUCCCGCGCGCGGACGCUUGCUGUCUCCGAGCAGCUCGGCCCUUUAGAGUUAACCCCCAGCAGCCUUGCGAAUGCUGACUAGGAGAGGGGACCGAACUAGCUUAACCCGAGUCGGCCGUGUUGUAGAAUCGGGCAGUGGGUUGCUUAACCCGAGUUCGUCCUGCCGCAGAGCCGUGCCAGGCACUGAAGCGGUGACAGGCCCAGCCUGGGCUGCGGGCCAGCGGACGCUCAGGUUGGUAGGGGCGUGGGGCAGUGCUUGGUGUCCGAAGCGCGCAUGCGCAGGGUCUACGCGGGAAGCUGGAAGCGGUGUGCAGCUCAGGACCUCAGCACCCUGCUGUGCCUGGAGGAGAGCAUGGAAGAGCAGGAUGAGAAGCCCCCAGAGCCCCCGAAGGCCUGUGCACAGGAUUCUUUCCUUCCUCAAGAGAUUAUCAUCAAAGUUGAGGGAGAAGACACUGGGUCUCUGACCAUCCCAUCUAAGGAAGGAGUGAACUUCAAAAUUGUGACUGUGGACUUCACACAGGAGGAAGAGGGUACUUGGAACCCUGCUCAGAGGACCCUGGACAGAGAUGUGAUCCUGGAGAACGACAGGGACCUAGUCUCCUGGGACUUGGCAACUGCAGUUGGAAAAAAAGAUUCAACUUCAAAGCAGAGGAUUUUUGAUGAAGAACCAGCUAAUGGAGUGAAGAUAGAAAGGUUUACAAGGGAUGAUCCUUGGUUAUCUUCAUGUGAAGAAGUUGGUGAUUAUAAAGACCAGUUGGAGAAGCAACAGGAAAAACAAGAGAUACUUUUGCAGGAAGUGGCGUUCACUCAAAGGAAAACGGUUAUUCAUGAGAGAGUCUGCAAAAGUGAUGAACCUGGGGAGAAGAGUGGUCUGAAUUCCAGUCUAUUUUCAUCCCCGAUUAUACCCAUAAGAAACCAUUUUCAUAAACGUGUAUCACAUGCUAAAAAAUGGCAUCUUAAUUCUGCUGUAAACAGUCAUCAGAACAUUAAUGAGAAUGAGACACUAUAUGAAAAUAAUGAAUGUGGAAAACCCCCUCAGAGCAUUCACCUUAUUCAGUUUACAAGAACUCAAACAAAAGAUAAAUCCUAUGGAUUUAGUGACAGUAUUCAGUCUUUUUGCCAUGGUACACCCCUAUAUAUACAUGAAAAAAUCCAUGGAGGAGGAAAAACCUUUGAUUUUAAAGAAUAUGGGCAAGUUUUGAACCCCAACAUAUCCCAUAAUGAACAACAGAGAAUUCCUUUUGAAGAGAGUCAAUAUAAAUGUAGUAAAACCUCUCAGAGUUCCUCCCUUACUCAAAACAUGAGAAAUAAUUCUGAAGAGAAACCUUUUGAAUGUAAUCAGUGUGGGAAAUCCUUCAGCUGGAGCUCUCAGCUUGUUGCACAUCAAAGAACUCACACUGGAGAGAAACCGUAUGAAUGUAGUGAAUGUGGAAAAUCUUUUAACCGCAGUUCUCACCUUGUUAUGCAUCAGAGAAUUCACACUGGGGAAAAACCGUAUGAAUGUAAUCAGUGUGGGAAAUCCUUCAGCCAGAGUUAUGUUCUUGUUGUACAUCAGAGAACUCAUACUGGAGAAAAGCCCUAUGAAUGCAGUCAGUGUGGGAAGUCCUUCAGACAGAGUUCAUGUCUUACCCAACAUCAGAGAACUCAUACUGGAGAGAAACCGUUCGAAUGUAAUCAGUGUGGAAAAACAUUUAGUUUGAGUGCUCGACUUAUUGUGCAUCAAAGAACUCAUACUGGAGAGAAACCCUUUACAUGUAUUCAGUGUGGAAAAGCUUUCAUUAAUAGCUAUAAACUUAUUAGGCAUCAGGCAACUCAUACUGAAGAGAAACUCUAUGAAUGUAACUAGUUUGUAAAUCCCCUGGGAUUUAUUCCUUUUUAUUUCAUUCUUUUAAAAAAUGUAUUUUAAGGUAGUACAUGGGAAGAACUACUAUAAAAACAAUAUAUGCGGGAAAACUUCCAGUCCUCUGUUAAUUAUGUGUCUGAAAUUUGUUCUGGAAAAGAAAGGGGGAAAAUCUAUGAAUGACUUCUCAACCUAGCAAUUCCAUAUACAAGAUUUAAGAUUCUUAGGACAUAUUCCUAUGAAAAUAAUAAAUACUGGCACUUUUCCUUGCAGAAAGCACUCAGACCUGAAUCAGAGAAUAUCAUAUGCCAAAGCCAACUGCCAGUGUGUUAGACCUCUUUUUCAAUAAAGAGUAAAUGGAAUGCUAACACUAGUGGGCUUAUUGAGAAAAUUGAAAGGUUGCAGUAGUGUUUAGAACGUAGGCUGGAAAACCAUAUUUUAGUGUAUCAUUUUACUACAUGAUCUUCCAAUUAGAUAGCUUGUAAUCUGUUCCUUACAGUACUGGCUGUUGUUACAUGUGAAGAUUUUGUAAAUUUUAGGAAAGUGUCUAUGAUAUAUAGUGAAAAAUAUGGGAAAGGAAUAUAGAAGUAAUAUUCACUUCUAUAACCAUUCUGAUAAAAUAUUUGUGUAUGGAUUAGAAUAGAAAGGGAUUAUGGAUGUAUCUAUUCAAUUUCUUGGUUUAUGUUGGGCCUUCAUUUUUGGAAUGUAUGCUGUUAUGCUAUGAUAAAUGAUAUAAUGAGUAAAAAUUAUUCAAA